GUGGAACGGCGAAGCUAGUAGCAAUUCCUAGCAUAGCAGAGCUUUGGAUAGCAAUGUAACUACAUCGAUGUACAAAUUGAAUAUUUCAGCGUUUCUGGCUGUUAUGUUGUCAGUAUAACACUACACAUGGUUGUGAUUGGAUAGAGUAACGAAAUAUACACGUCCGUCAACCCGGCUUUAAGUGCAACAAACCAUUAUGGAUGCAGUUAACGCGUUCAACAUGGAGUUGUUCUCCAUGAUUGACAUGAAGCCUCCAAUAUCCCGUGCUAAAAUGAUGUCUGUAACAAAAUCAGCCAUCAAAGCUAUCAAGCUUUACAAACAUGUUGUCCAGAUUGUUGAAAAGUUCAUCAAGAAGUGCAAGCCAGAAUUAAAAGUCCCUGGUUUGUAUGUGGUUGAUUCCAUCGUUCGACAGUCACGCCAUCAGUUUGGUGUUGACAAGGAUGUAUUUGGACCCAGAUUCUUGAAGAACUUCACAGAUACCUUUCAAAAUCUUUACUGCUGCCCAGAGGACGAUAAGAGCAAAAUUGUCCGAGUCCUGAACCUGUGGCAGAAGAAUGGUGUGUUCGACAUGGAUAUCAUUCAGCCUCUGAUGGAUAUGGCUAAUGGAGCCAUUGUAGCUCCACCCGCACUUGAAGUUCCUGCUGAGCCCCAACCAGAGGUGCAGCCUCCCAUCACUAGUGCCUCCGCUGUGCCUGCUGUGUCCCAGCUACCCAGUGCCGAUGCCUUAGCUGCUGUGGCACAGCUUUUUCAGUCCCCCCAUGGUCAGGAGCUGCAAAGGAUGCUCCAGAACUUCCAGCAGGCAGAGAAAACCCUGGCAGCCACUAUUGCAAACAACUUACCAGACCCUCCCCAGAUGCCUGUGGCCCAGCUCAACCCGUAUAGUGCGCACACAGAAAAGAAAAGCUCUUUAGCUGAGAAACUCCUUGAUCGUUUUGACUAUGAUGAUGAACCUGAAGAUAUACCUCCUAAAGAACUGAAUACCCAGUCACAAUGCAUUCCUGAAAAUGUGUAUAACCAGUUUCCUGGACAGAUGCUCAACACAGAGAAUGCUCAUCCACAUAUGAUGGGACAUGGCGGUAUAGAGCACGGUGGAGGAAUGAGUCUUGGUGAACAUCAUAUGAUGCCAGAUGGAUACCAUUCCAUUAAUGAGGCUUUCUCACAACCACGGGGGAAUUCAAGAGAAGAUGCAAAUGUGAGGCGGGAGGGUAGACACAGAGGCUAUGGCAGGAGAUCAAGAUCCAGGUCUGGCUCCAGAUCUCCCAGGAGAAGAAGAUCAAGAUCUUCGUCCCGCUCAAGAAGGCCUAGACAUCGACGCUCUCAUUCUCGCUCCAGAGAACGGCGCUGGAGAUCUCGCUCUCGUUCUCAAGACAGGAGUGAAAGAGAGAAGGACAGAGAGCGCAGACAGAAAGGUCUUCCCAGCAUAAAGAGCCAGACACUCAGUGUUUGCAGCACUACACUUUGGGUUGGACAACUGGACAAGAAAACUCAGCAGUCCGACGUGAUGUCCCUUUUGGAAGAGUUUGGCCAGAUCGAGUCCAUCAAUAUGAUUCCUCCGAGGGGUUGUGCCUAUAUUGUUAUGGUUCACAGACAAGAUGCCUAUACAGCUUUGAACAAGCUCAGUAGGGGGUCAUACAAAGUUAAUCAGAAACCAGUUAAGAUUGCUUGGGCUUUGAACAAAGGCAUAAAAUCAGCGCACAAAAAGUUCUGGGAUGUGGAGCGGGGAGUUACCUACAUCCCCUGGAGCAAAGUCAAAGUUGAGGAGUUGGAGAGCUUUUGCGAAGGGGGUAUGCUGGACACAGAGACUCUAAAUCCAGAGUGGAAUCAUGCCAAGGACCUAAAUAAAAAGGCAGUCGUAAAUGGAGCAUUGGAAAGUGUACCAGCAGAUGGAACAGUCACUGCUCACAUUCAGGUGCCAGUAGUUCAACAGGCAGCGGCCAUCGGAAGUCCACCUGCUUUUCCUGGCCCCAUCAUGUUGUCCCCUACAGCCAUGCCUCCAGGAGGAGCUCCAUUCAUCCCCGCUGAGUUUGACCCAACAAAAUUGGCACCAGUUGGAAGUGUAAAUCCUCCAGAGGAGUCCACCAAGGAUUCUCAAAGAGACAAAGGCACACCCUCAGAUGCAGGCGGUGACAGCCAGCUGGGCUCUCCUUCAGCAUCGGUGAUGACCAUGCCAGGCCCAGCAGUCAUACAGGGACCCAGACCUGGUAUGCCACCUCUGCAGCCUCCUCCUGGCAUGCCAAAUCCUCAUCUGCCUCCUUUCCUCUCACCUUCAAAUAUGCCACACAUGCCCCCGCAAAUGAUGCCCGGAGGACCCAUGUUUCCACCUGACAGGUUCAGAAUGCCCAUGCCCUUCCCUCCUCAUGGCCCUCCUUUCCAUCGACAUCCCUCUAUGGGACCAGAGGACAUAGAUGACAGGGAAGGGAGGCAUUUCCGAAAUGGGAGGCCAGGGUUCGGGUGCCCACCUUUCCCCAGAGGAAGGUGGUAGAGGUUGGCCUGAACCUGCAGGGUGAUGAUACUGAACCACUGUGAUAGAUACUAAAACACAUCUGGUUCAUAUGCCUGGUUCUGGUUCUGGUACUGGUGUGAACACUUGGGGAUGCAGAAGCUUGUGUUCAGACUUUAUUUUACACCACCAGAUGUUCAAAUUAACAAUGAAAAACAAGACAGGGUUUUCUGAAUGUGGUCCAUUCUCCUUUGAGUUCAACAGAAAAGAGACUUUGCUGUAAAUACUUUAUGUGCUUGUAGCUGUUUACUAUCUUUUUUGUAUAUUUGAAGUUGUGUAGUUAAUGCUCAAGUCUGUAAUCUUGAUAGUGGGAGGUUUAAAAAAAAAGGCAGUCUGUAUUUUUGAUCUUAUUCCCUCACUCCUCCCUGGAGUUUUUGUGUAUGGAACAAGACUGUAAAAAUCUAUAAUUCAUACCUUUUUGGUAUUUUGUUUUUAGUAAAAUUCCUUUGUAUCACACUGAUAUUUACUUCUUCACCUGAGAAGCUGGAUUUCAUUUGAAGCAGAAGAGGGUUUCAUGUCCUGCCAGUAGAGGGUAGAGUAAUGCCUGUUACCAUGGCCAACCUCUGUUGUACAUUAAGAUCACACGUUAUAGGACCCUGUGCAGUGAAUAUUAAAAAGAGGGACAACCACUUUGAUUUGAUUUGAGGUGUUUUGUGUGGAUCAGACAUUUUUAACCUCUCUGUAAGAAAACAGAAUGGAGUUUAUAAAUUGUUCUGCUUGAGAGGUUAUUGUCAGUUUUAUAAUAUCACUCAGCAUAAAGAGUUUUCAGGCAGCUUCUGUGGAACAUAGAGUUCUUCAGAAUUAGUAAAAUCUGUAAAUUUCCUGUCUCAUAUUAAACAUGCCCAUGAUUUCCCAGGUUUUAUUUAUGGGAUG
Molecule: messenger RNA, 3373 nt
Organism: Toxotes jaculatrix (banded archerfish)
Lineage: Eukaryota; Metazoa; Chordata; Actinopteri; Toxotidae
Product: SR-related and CTD-associated factor 4-like
Exons: 18
Coding region: 197-2482 (761 amino acids)
Biological process (GO): negative regulation of termination of RNA polymerase II transcription, poly(A)-coupled
Cellular component (GO): nucleus
Molecular function (GO): RNA polymerase II C-terminal domain phosphoserine binding; RNA binding
Source: RefSeq, a predicted model, not a curated record